AUGGCUGACCCCUCGACAUCACCAAUAUCGCAACCUUCAGUGAUGAAUGUCGAUCAACUAAGUGCGCAACCAUUACCAAGGCAACCCCAGCCGCCAUACUAUCCAACACAGUCACAAUUACCCGUACCGCCAACGAUGGCAGAAGUUCAACCGCCGCCCCCAGGAUUGUCACCACGUCCCGUAGAUUUUAAAGAUAUUAAAGAGUUAUUAAACGAUCGAAAGAAAUUACAUGCUGAUUUACAGCUCUAUUGUACCGAUGUUGUUCUAACAUCAGCAAGGGAUCGAAUUUUGAACGAAUUAGAUGAAAGAGGAAAAGAAGCUUUGAAAGAUAUUAGUCCUGACUCGGAGAUAAUAAAAUUAAGAUUUGAAGAAGCUGCAGCAUUACAUAAAAAUUUUACCGAUGCUGUUGAAGAACUUAAAUUGAAGAGUACUGGCCCUGAUGAAGUUAUGCAAGAUACCCCUUCUACUGAGGAGAGUGAUGCUAAUAAACCAUCUGAACGUAGAGGUCAGAAUCGUGGAGGUUACUGGCAAUCAAGAGGUGCACCAAGGCAUGCACCUUAUCAAAAUCAAGCUCAAGGUCAACGUCGACGUGACUGGGGCGCACGUGAUGACCGGGAUUAUAGAGAACGUCGUGGAGAUGAGCAUUAUAAUAGAGAUCGUCGUGACGAAUAUCCCCGCAGGGAUUAUGAUCGUAGACAAGAUUUUCGUGGUCCUCCUACCCCUUCUCCAGCUUUUAAUCGUGAAAGACCGCAAAUGGAUUCAUAUGAUAGGAGGCCUGAUGAUAGUAGGCAUCCUCGAGAUCAUCGAGGUCCACCGCUUCCUUUAACAAUAGGUCCUCCAAAACCUUCACCAUCUAUUUAUGACGCCCCACCGAUGCCUCCUAUGCCACCAAACGUUCCCAACCCAUCUAUUCAAUCACCACAGCCAGGAUAUGACUAUACCUCUUACUCAGCUGAUCAACAAUAUUCUUCUGUUUACCCUGGUUAUUUUCCUCAAUAUCCUCAAGACUCUUCGACAAAUGGCCAGAGUUAUCAAUAUUCUACUGUAUCUACAUCAGCUGGCUGGGAUACGCAAACUAAUCCAAUGCAGUCUGUUCCAAUACAAUUAGCUUCUUUCAAUUGGAAUCAACCAGGGAGACAUACUGCAAUACCUUUACCAACUGAUUUUAUGUCUGGUCCUAGCAAUGCGCCUCGACUAUCGAUGCCUGAACCACAUGAUGUACUCGGUGUUAUUAAAGGUGUGAUUAUACGUGAUGCACAAGGCAACAUUGGAUUAAGCCAUACCAUUACAACCAAUUAUAAUAUAGGUGGAAUUUGGGUAAUUUUUGACGAAUCUUUCGACUACAAAAAAAUUAUUGGAAAAGAACCUUUGCAAAAAAAAUAA
Molecule: messenger RNA, 1383 nt
Organism: Racocetra fulgida
Lineage: Eukaryota; Fungi; Glomeromycota; Glomeromycetes; Diversisporales; Gigasporaceae
Source: the annotation of a GenBank genome assembly